GUUCAAUAACAUCGCGUUCUCGACUGCAUGAUUGUCGCAGGUCUUGCCACUUCGAUGCACCAACAACGCAAGGUCUUGAGGAUGGGGUGGACGUCGGUGAGGCGUCGUUGGGUCUCUGCUCUCUGUCUUUGCCUUCUGGUAGUUCAUGCAUCUUCGUUGAAGUACCGCCUUACAUCUACACCAGCUAUAGAAGGGGAGCCAUGUACUCUAUCGUGUAGACACGAUCACACCAUAGGAACUGCACUGUGGUACAGGAACCUGGUCCGGAUUUUUCAAACAAAUAGGAAUUUCCCACUUGAGAUGCUUGACAGGAACACUGAUCACGAGGAGUUCCGGUCUGUGUCAGGACGUAUCUCUGUGGAUGCAACCCCGAUCCGACACAACGUGAUCCUCACCAUCAACUCUACACUGGAUGAGGGAUCUGUGUGGAGGUGUGGUCUAGAGGAGGAUUGUAGUAAUAACCUGACAGUAAGGGUGGUCAAGCCAGUCACUGGUUCAUCGACCGGCAGCCCAGGGACUAGUGGCAACUAUAAUGAUGUCAUGGCUGAAGAUUCAUCCCUACCUCCUCUUGCCACGGCUUCUCUAGGGGGAGCACUGCUGGUCAUAAUCACUCUCACUGCACUGAUCUGGAGCUGCGUGGUAGGACAACGUAAGUCGGAAAGUCAAGCUGCUUUGCCUUCUCGGGACGACAUGACAAUCAGGACUCCGAGGACACAGACAUUGUCACUGAUACCAGAAUCUCAAAUGCAGACACUGAACCUGGAAGCUUAUGAUUUAACUGAGAGUUUUCAGCCAGAAACACAGUACAGUCAGGUCAAGAAGUCAGCCAGGAGCAGUCAAGAUCACCCACAACCAAUAUACAGCGUGGCUUGUAAGCCGAUAAAGCCCACAUGGGGGCAGUAUCCAGGAGAUGCAGGUCCUCAGCCCUGUAACUUAAAGGUGCCAGCAGUUAAGAAGAUGGUUGACGAGCAGGGAUCGAUAAUCUAAUAAUGCAUAUAUGUCCCUUUCAAGCACUGUUCAGAAUAACACUUUUAAAGCAUACGAUUUCGUUGUAUCAUGUCUUUAUCCAAGUGUAAUUGUUUUUUAAAACUUGUCUGUCAAGUUGUGACGAGUAUUACGUUGUUUUCAUUUUCUCAACAGAAGGUGGGAGGUUCGAUAUCCUUGUCGCGUCAUUUCAGAAUAGGCCUAAAGAGGGUACUUGUUACCCUGCCUGGUGCUCAGCUCUAAAGGGAAAGAACAAAGUCUAUCCAUGUUAAAUGAAAUCGCGAUGGGCUGGUACUCCAGUACUAGUAGCCACACACACGUCUCCGCACUCAGCAAUAUUCCACCAAUGUGACGGCGGUCUGUAAAUAAUCGAGUCUGAACCAUACAAUCCAGUGCUUUUCAUCAUGAGCAUUUGGGCUAGGCGGGCUAGGCGAUUCGGAAACGAUGCCAUGCAUCAAACCAAGUCAGCGAGCCUAACCACCCGAUCCCGUUAGUCGCCUUUUACGGCAAGCAUGGGUUGCCGAAGACCGAUACUCUACCCGGAUCUUCACCGGAAACACACACAUGUGCAUGCACGUCGCUGCAUAAGUGACAUUCUCUUGAAUGCGACUUUAACCCCCAUUUCACUUCACCUCAUUUGCUCAAAUGCAACACAAUUCUAUGUUGUAAAAAAUAAAUUCAGUGAGAGUGGGUAAAUGAGAUAAACAUCGCGUGACAAUAAUUAGUCACGUAAGGUCAAAGUGAUACAGGUCGUUUCCCAUUUGGGAAUGUCGGAUUGUGAGUAUGUUGCGUACAAACCAAGGAUCAACAUGAGGGAUUCACAUCACCAUCUGAUUCUGGCAGAUAAAAGGACGUCAUGGCGCAGCAAAUUUAGAAAGUCGCUUUUGUUUCCAAGGACAAGAGAACACUCGGUUUUGUACUCUUUGUUUGCAUAACGCCGUGUUAAUGAAUCAGUGUGGAAUGUGUGUGCAAUCAACUGAUUGACACAUCUAUGCCGUUGGAUUGAUCACAUCGUAGUAUAUAGGUAUAUAGGCAACAAUAACUAAAGUUCGAUAGACAUAUAUACACACUACAUUUUCAGUAAGAACCGGGGCUUUCGUUUACUUUUAAUUCCACUUUUCAUCAUUUUUCGAAUGAGUUUUUACUAAAGUUUCUUUAUUUUCAAUAUUGUCCUCAUUGACAUGAUACGUUCACAAUAUAGUCCAUUGUAAUAGCAUACUAUUUUGUCUCUAU
Molecule: messenger RNA, 2217 nt
Organism: Haliotis rufescens (red abalone)
Lineage: Eukaryota; Metazoa; Mollusca; Gastropoda; Lepetellida; Haliotidae
Exons: 6
Coding region: 28-987 (319 amino acids)
Source: RefSeq, a predicted model, not a curated record